Messenger RNA from Cladocopium goreaui, 1891 nucleotides. The record is from the annotation of a GenBank genome assembly. Lineage: Eukaryota; Dinophyceae; Suessiales; Symbiodiniaceae.
AUGGAAGCCAAAAGCCGAUGCCAGAGUUUCGCAUUCAUUUUCCCAUUGGCCUCUGGUCACAUCAACCCAUCUCUACCCAUCGCCAGAUCCUUGGUGCGAGAGGGAAAUGAGGUCCACUAUCUCUGCCGUGAACAGAUGCGUGAGGCAGUAGAAGAUACGGGUGCUGUGUACCACAGCGACAUUGAAGCUCAACCAGAGCUGUUUGUAGGGAGAGAUCCGUCCAUGUACGGUGCUCUCGGCUCCUUGCAGGAGGAGCAUGGCAUGAAAGGCGAAAGCCUUACCAGGGCGAGAUUAAAGUUACGGGAGGUGGCCGUAGAACUGAUGCUACCGGGCACCCUGCGAUGGCUUCAGAAAAUCAAGGCUCGGGCGGUGUUGCACUGUCCGAUGAUCAAUUUGGAGGCCGCAGUGGCAGCCAAAGUGGCAGGUAUCCCCUGCGCGGCUCUGUUGACAGUGGCCGGACCUGGUGGAUAUCAAUUAGCUUGGAGCAACCUGCUGCAGUCUUUGAACACUACAGCUGAGGAAGUGUUCCAAGAGAGGUGCCAGUUUCAAGGACUCCAUGACUGCUUAGAACGUUUGAGAAAGACUUACGGCCUGAAGCUCACGGCGGAAGAUGGGGUGAAGCCUUUUGGGGUUUUGAGAAGCUGCUUGCUGUCUGCUGUAACGUUGGUGACUACAGCAGAAUUCUUGGCCGAUCCCAUGUCCCCAGAGGUGUCUGAAGCAUAUGCUGGUCAUGACUUUGUGUACCUUGGUCCCUUGCUGGACAAACCAGGUGCGAAACGUGCAGGUGGUCACAAAUUUGAUGUAUCUGAUCAUGGAGGUGAUCAUUCUGACAUGACAGCCCUGAACUUGGCCCGUGAUGCGAGGGCAGAAGGUCGGCCAGUGGUCUUGGUGAGUCUUGGAACCAUCAUCACAGGUGAUCAUUCCGACUACGGCUGGGAUGCUCGCAGCAUUGUCGACGGGCAAAAGGUUGGCAUAUCUGGGCGGGAACUUUGCCACGCAGCAUGGCAGGCGGCCUUUGAUGUCUUCGGCGAAUCAACGCAGGAUGGGCACAGCUGCCUAUUCUGCUGCGGCAGCAGCUGCUCAACAGGACAGCAGCCAUUGAUUCUGGUGGCGCUUGGUCCUCAAGCAGAUGCCCUGGAGGGACUGGAGGUACCCAAGAAUGCCUUCUGUGCCCAGACCCUUCCGCAGGUGGAUUUGCUGAGACUUGGAGUGGAUGUUUUCCUCACCCAUGGAGGGCAGAAUAGCUUCAUGGAAGCCUUGUCCAUGGGAGUUCCCCUUGUGGUCUGUCCAGGGUUUGCUGACCAGCCGGUGAAUGCGGCGAAAGCAGAGUCCUUGCAGAUUGGGUUGAAAGUGGAUCGGCCCAUGCGGCCCUUGGAGCAUGCUGACGCAGACAUAGCUGCGUACAGGAGAACCACUGCCGAUGCCCUAGCAAGAGUGGCGAAGAAUCUAAACUUCAAAGAAAAUGCCAUGAAGUGCAAACAGGCCUUCAGUGCUUCCGGAGGGGUAAGCCUGGCGACAAGAGUUCUGCUGGGCUUAGCAAAUUCAAAUCUGCCGCGCCAAGCGAAACUGGCCGGUGCGAAACUGGCCGGUGCUUAGGCUUAGUGAUGCUUAGCGGUGCUUAUAGCACUUUGCAUGAGAUUAAUUACCUUUCAAUAGCUGUCAUGGACACGAGCCUAGGGGCCCAGCCUGGGCGAUGAGAAGCUUUGACUUAGUGUCGACUUCUUUCGCCAGUAACAGCUUGAUGCAGCUUGUACAGGGCUGGGUGCGUGCUUUAGCACAGAGCUGCUGUGACGUGAUGUGUAGAGACAGUUCGAUUUUCGAGCAACUUGCAGCUGAUUUUGAAACACCAACCCUCGAGGCCAAAUUUAAUACAUGACUUCCAUCAGAGAGG